AUGCGCCCGGGCGACCCGGGCCAGAGCUGCGCCGCGGACGCGCCGAGCCCCGCGGGGCCAGACACACGCACGCCGGCACCGCAACCUGCAGCCGGCCACGCUCCGGAGUCCCCGGCCAAGACUGACCUCGCACCCGCGCAGACACCGGGGACUGGAGCCGGCGCCGGGUCAGCCUCCGAGUCUCCAGCCGGUUCGGGACACCCAGUCGGUGCUCACCCGGCCUUCAAGGCUGAAGCCGGGACAGGAACCCCACGCGUGUCCACAAUCUCGGUCGCCCAGGGGGAUGUCCAGUUUGUUUCCGGCCACUCAGACGCACCAUGGACCCGCUUCAUAUUCCAAGGGCCCUUUGGUCCCUGGGCCGCCGGCCUGGGGACUGACAAGGCGGCGGGCAUCUGGAAGACGCCGGCUGCCUUCAUCGGCCGGCGGCCCGGGGUGUCCGGCCCCGAGCGUGCCGCCUUCAUUCGGGAGCUGGAGGAAGUGCUGUGUUCUGACCGUCCCCCACCAGUUAAGAAGAUCGCCCAGAAAGAUGUGCAAGCUAUGAUGAAUUUGCUGGAGGAGGUGCCCCUGUGCCCCUCUCACCUUCCCCGCCUGUCUUGGAGAUCCAUCCCAUGAAUGGUGGUCCCUCCACAGAGAGAGCGAGAUCUGAGUACAGCAGCUGGCCUUGGCCAGUCCCUGGUGAAACAGAACAGUGCUUUGAUGGAGGAGAACAGCAAGCUGGAAGCCAUGCUGGACUCGGCCAGGAAGGAGAUUUUACACCUUAGACAUCAGGUCAGCUUGCGGGAUGACCUCCUUCAACUCUACUCAGACUCUGAUGAGGAGGAAGAAGAGGAAGAGGAAGAGGAAAAAGAAGAGGAAGAGGAAGAAGAAGAGAAAGAAGAGGAGGAAAAGGGAGAGGAAGAGAAGGCAGAAGAGGAGGAAAAAGAAGAGGAAGAGCAGCAGUGUGAUUAUUCCCAUGAUGCUCCCAAGACUCUUCAGGAGGAACCUCUGCACUGCUGCCCACAGCUGGAAGUCCUACAACAGAGGCUGAGGCUGUUGGAGGAGGAGAAUGAUCAACUGAGAGAGGCCUCCCACCUCGACACCCUGGAGGAGGAGGAAGAGCAGAUGCUCAUUCUGGAAUGUGUGGAGCAGUUUUCCGAGGCCAGUCAACAGAUGGCCGAGCUGUCAGAGGUGCUGGCCCUCAGGAUGGAGAACCAUGACCGGCAGCAGAGGGAGGUCAGCCAGCUGCGGGCCCAGGUCUUGAAGCUGCAGCAACGCUUCCAGUCGUACGGAGCGGAGACUGAGAAGUUGCAGCAGCAGCUGAUGUCGGAGAAGGAAAUCCAAAUGCAGCUACAGGAAGAGCUUGGGGGUGGGUCCCAGCUGCAGGACCUACGAGAGAAGUACAUGGAAUGUGGGGGCAUGCUGAUUGAGGCUCAGGAGGAGGUGAAGACCCUCCGACAGCAAGCUCAAGUGUCCACUGGCUCCAUCAUCCACUACACGUACACCAUGCCUCUGGAGGCACUUCCUGGCUUUCAGGAGGCCCUGGCUGAGGAGCUCAGAACAUCUAUACGGAGAAUCAUAGCAGACCCUGCGUUCUUCAUGGAAAGGAACUCUGAACGAACGUCGAGGGAGACCUCAAACCUGGGGUAUGAGUCACGCUACCCUGAAGAGCAACAACAGCAGCAGAGGUUCAAGGCUGAGGAGGGCUUGAUGCCAGCAGAGGAUUAUGUGCCGGCAGAGGAGCUGGGCAUCGAGGAGGAAGAGGUGGUGCUGGCCCAGGAGGGGAUGGUAGAUGAGGUGGAGCCAGAGGAAUCUGACGCCUGGGAGGAGGUGGAGCCAGACUUGGAUGAGGCGUCGCAGACCGAUGUGGUCACCUCAACCAUGGAGGCCAGUGGCUUGGGCCCCUCGCACCCAGACAGGAAGCGUGCCCUCCAGCAGCUGUCCAGCUGUCGGGAUGCCCAUUGCAGGCGGGAGCUGAGGCAGAAGAUACUUCAGAAAGGUGAGUGCUCCCGUGGGGGCCUCCCUCUGGCCAGCUGGACAAGCUGCAGAUCAUUAAUUAAAGCCAUGAAAGGCUCCCCAUCCUUGCAGCAGUGGCAGCCGCAGGCCAAAACAAACAUGGGGGGCGGGAUCGUGGAGCAGCGGCCCAGGGUGCCCACCCAGGACUUUCGGAGGCUGGAGGAGGACAGGGCCAACCACCCUCCCAGGGCCUGGGAGGAAGAGGGGCCUUCUGGGACCACCCAGGCCAUUGGGACCAAGGCCCCCGCCAGCAAGGGCCACAGUUGGACCAGUUCCCUGGGCUUUGCUGUUUCCCAGCAGCCUGCAGAGGCCCUACAGACAGCAUGA
Chrysochloris asiatica (Cape golden mole) is the source of this 2319-nucleotide messenger RNA. RefSeq names its product huntingtin-associated protein 1 (gene HAP1). NCBI's taxonomy places the organism in Eukaryota, Metazoa, Chordata, Mammalia, Afrosoricida, Chrysochloridae. Gene Ontology annotation, cellular component: dendrite. The transcript has 14 exons. Gene Ontology annotation, biological process: neurogenesis; neurotrophin TRK receptor signaling pathway; anterograde axonal transport of mitochondrion. The record is from RefSeq and is a predicted model, not a curated record. Gene Ontology annotation, molecular function: signaling receptor binding.